AUGCUCCGGAGUCGCGUGACAUUGGCAGCCCGUACUGCUGGGCGAUCUUUCGCUCCUGAUGCGCCAGUCGCUCCCGUGAGCAGGGACCACAAGGUCGUGGUCAUUGGUGCUGGUUCUGCUGGUAUCUCCAUCAGCCAUCAGCUUCUCCGAACCGGCAAGUUCGGUCAGGAUGACAUUGCCGUUGUUGAUCCCGCCCAAUGGCAUCACUACCAGCCCGGAUGGACCCUGGUCGGUGCUGGCCUCAAGGACAAGGAGGACCUGAAGAGCUCGCUCUCUGAGCUUGUCGACCCCAAGUUCAAGUUCUACAACGUCAGCGUUGAGGGUCUUGCCCCCGAGGAGAACUCUGUCAAGCUCGCCAACGGCAAGAAGAUCAGCUACGACCACCUUGUCGUGGCCCCCGGCAUCAAGAUCAACUACGACAGCAUCAAGGGUCUCCCUGAGGCCCUUGCUACCCGGGAUUCUCCCGUCACCUCCAUCUACGGUUAUGAGACUUGCGACAAAGUUUUCCCCGCCAUUCAGCGUCUGCAGAAGGGCAACGCCAUCUUCACCCAGCCUGCUGGCGUCAUCAAGUGCGCUGGUGCUCCUCAGAAGGCCAUGUGGCUCGCUCUGGACCACUGGAAGCAGACGGAUCUGUACAACCCCGAGGACGUCUCCAAGUCGCCUAUCAAGAUCAGCUUCGCUACCGGCCUCCCCACCAUGUUCGGUGUUCCCAAGUACAGCGCUGCGCUCGAGAAGCUCCGACAGGAGCGAGGUGUCGAGGGUCUGUUCCAGCACGAUCUCGUUGCCAUUGAGGGCAACAAGGCCAUUUUCGCCCGUCCGGACGGUCAGGAGAACGUGACCAAGCAGUUUGACUUUUUGCACGUCGUCCCCAAGAUGGGCCCUCAUGCUUUCGUCAAGAACAGCGCUCUCGCUAACGAGGCUGGCUAUGUCGAUGUUGACGACAACACCACCCGCCACAAGAAGUUCGCCAACGUCUGGUCCGCUGGUGAUGCUUCUAGCCUGCCCACCUCCAAGACGGCUGCUGCCGUCACCUCUGAGGCUCCCGUUCUGGUCGGCAACCUGCUGCGAGCCAUGGAGGGCAAGGAGCCCGAGCCUCUGUACGACGGCUACACCUCUUGCCCUCUGCCAACAGAGUACGGCAAGUUGAUGCUGGCCGAGUUCAAGUACGGAGGUGUUCCCAAGGAGACGUUUGGAGAUCUGUUUGGCAUCGACCAGGCCGUUCCCCGCCGCUCUUUCUACUAUAUGAAGAAGGACUUCUUCCCGUGGGUGUACCAAAAGUAUAUGGUCAAGGGACAAUGGGGCGGACCUAAGGGAUGGAUCAACUAGAGAAAAGUCUGGGAUAGCGUGUACAUUACUGCAUAGGAAUAUAUCACGGAGUUG
Messenger RNA from Fusarium vanettenii 77-13-4, 1380 nucleotides. RefSeq lists its product as uncharacterized. NCBI's taxonomy places the organism in Eukaryota, Fungi, Ascomycota, Sordariomycetes, Hypocreales, Nectriaceae. Bases 1 to 1326 code for a protein of 441 amino acids. The transcript has 2 exons. Gene Ontology annotation, cellular component: mitochondrion. Gene Ontology annotation, molecular function: FAD binding; sulfide:quinone oxidoreductase activity. The record is from RefSeq and is a predicted model, not a curated record.